Manihot esculenta (cassava) is the source of this 2768-nucleotide messenger RNA. RefSeq names its product mannosyl-oligosaccharide 1,2-alpha-mannosidase MNS3. Gene Ontology annotation, biological process: N-glycan processing; carbohydrate metabolic process. Gene Ontology annotation, cellular component: membrane; endosome; endoplasmic reticulum. Gene Ontology annotation, molecular function: mannosyl-oligosaccharide 1,2-alpha-mannosidase activity; calcium ion binding. The transcript is spliced from 6 exons. NCBI's taxonomy places the organism in Eukaryota, Viridiplantae, Streptophyta, Magnoliopsida, Malpighiales, Euphorbiaceae. The record is from RefSeq and is a predicted model, not a curated record. The coding region runs from base 400 to 2289 and encodes 629 amino acids.
AUCAACCGCUUAAACAACCGAAACGAUUUGGUGUGGACACGGCAAAUGUUCCAAAGACUAUCUCUCUCGAUCUCGGUGACGUUGACUUGAAUAAUAUCGUCAUUCUAUUUCAAAGUCUGUCUCGCGCUGCUUUAGCUCAUUUCUCUUCUAACCAGGCGGCAACCCAAAGCCAAAAACCAAACAGAACGACACAAGCAAGAAAUUGUCCAUGCUUACCAUUCCCGCGAUUCUAAUUCCUAUCCACGUAUACAAUUUUCCUCCGCUUUCUCUCUAAUUUCUCCGUCAGUAUUUGAUUGGAUACGAAUCUUAGUUUGAUCCAAUCUUCUUAUUGCCGCUCAGCUCUUUCUCUCUGCAUCUGUAGAUUGCAGACCACGGGAAAAACCCUAAUAUAAUUCGAACAUGUCGAAAUCUCUGCCCUAUUCCAUGAAAGAUGUGCACUAUGAUAAUGCCAAGUUCCGCCAACGUUCUUUCGUCAAGGUGAUCUCGCAGUCCUUGAUUACUAGUAACUUAAAGCGUGACUGUGUAGGUUGUAGCACUGGAAAGUUUCUAAUGUUAUUGAUGAUCUUUGGUUUGGCAUAUCUUAUUCUGACUCAUACAAGUAGUCCUCAUUCUUUUUCUGACGGACUCGCAAAAGGAACAAAUGCUAGUGAAGAAAGUGUUAUGGAUGUAAGUAACAGAUUUGGAAGAUUUUGGAGAAAACCACCAAGGCUUCCUCCUCGAUUAUCACCUGACGAAAAGGUUACUAAUAAUAAACCUAUUCAUGAAUUAGGGAGGCUAAAUUCUGAUCCAAUAUGGUUAGAAAGGCAACAAAAAGUAAAGGAGGCUUUCAUCCAUGCUUGGUCCGGCUACAGAAACUAUGCAAUGGGAUAUGAUGAACUUAUGCCACUGAGCAGGAGGGGAGUUGACGGGUUAGGAGGUCUAGGUGCUACUGUCGUGGAUGCUCUUGAUACUGCCAUGAUUAUGGGUGCUAAUGAAGUUGUUUCUGAAGCGGGCUCAUGGAUUGAAACACACCUUUCUGAUAGGAUUAGCAAGAAAGGCCAAGUUAAUUUAUUUGAAACUACCAUUCGUAUCUUGGGUGGUCUUUUAAGUGCAUAUCACUUAAGCGGAGGGGAACAAGGGACUAACUCUAUGCGUGAGGGGCAAAAACCAAUCCCUUAUCUAGAAACUGCUAGAAACCUGGCUGAUCGAUUGCUAGUGGCUUUUACAUCCAGUCCAACUGCUAUUCCCUUCAGUGAUGUUGUUCUACAUGAUCACUCAGCGCAUUCCUCACCUGAUGGUUUGAGCAGUACUUCUGAAGUUUCAACUUUGCAGCUUGAGUUCAAUUAUCUCAGUACCGUUUCUGGUGAUCCCAAGUACAGCAUCGAAGCUAUGAAAGUUUUGGAGCAUAUGAAGAAUCUACCUAAGGUGGAAGGGCUGGUUCCUAUCUACAUAAGCCCUGACACUGGUGAAUUUAGUGGAGAAAACAUUAGACUGGGUUCUCGUGGUGACAGCUACUAUGAGUACCUAUUAAAAGUAUGGCUUCAGCAGGGAACCAGUCGAGAUACCAAUUUUACGUAUCUGCAUGACAUGUAUGAGGAGGCAAUGAAGGGUGUUAGGCACCUGUUGGUUCAGAAAUCAAUCCCAAAUGGAUUGGUUUUUGUUGGGGAAUUGCCUUAUGGACCAAAGGGUGCUUUUGAUCCCAAAAUGGAUCACUUGGUGUGCUUUUUACCUGGUACUCUUGCUCUUGGUGCCACUAAGGGCAUCACAAAAGAAAAGGCAAUGAGAGACAAUCUGCUCAAAUUUGAAGACCUGGAAAAUCUAAAGCUUGCCGAAGAUUUAGCUAAGACAUGCUUUGAAAUGUAUUCAGUCACUUCUACUGGUCUUGCCCCAGAAAUUGCUUAUUUCCACACCAAGGAAUAUUCUGAAGGUGGGCUUGAUGGUGGGAAUAAGGGUUCAAAGUUUGUUGAUGACAUAAUAAUCAAACAUGCUGAUCGGCAUAAUCUUUUGCGCCCUGAAAGCGUCGAAUCAUUUUUUGUACUAUAUCGAAUUACAGAGGACCCAAAAUACCGUGAAUGGGGUUGGCAGAUCUUUGAAGCAUUUGAGAAGUACACAAAGGUUGAAUCUGGUGGGUACAGUUCUUUAGAAGAUGUGACUGUGCUUCCUCCUCGUAAAAGAGACAAGAUGGAGACCUUCUAUUUGGGAGAGACAUUGAAGUAUCUAUACUUGCUAUUUGGGGAUAGCUCUGUCAUUCCAUUGGAUAAGUUUGUCUUUAACACCGAAGCUCAUCCUCUCCCUAUUAAAGGCACCUAAUAGGGACUGAUUUCUUUUGCAUCUAAAGCACGCAUUUGAAGAAGCACAUUUGUAAUUUGUAUUUUGGUGGGAACUAGACUUGACUACUUGAAAUGUUGCUGUUGCAUCAUUCCCAUGGUUGGUCCUGGUUUAAAAUGGUGGUCAAGUAAAAAUCAAGAAUUGUUAUUCGUGCAAUGCAUCGAUGGUUUGAUCUGCACUCAAUUGCGAACAGAGAAGAACAUUUUUUGGGCAACUCUAUUCUUAUGGCCCACCGGAUUAUGACAUGGGUAUUAGAUGUAAUUUUUUUAGUUAACAUUCUUCGUGUUUGCAUCGGGAUGAGGUUCUCUGCUUCAAAAGUACUGAGUGAAAGUGAGACCAUUUGUAAUUGACUUAUUCCAAUUUUCCAGCACUUGCUGCAGAUUUGGAGGCCUAUUUGGACCAACUGAUGUAUUGCACUUUUUUUCAAUAUUUAUUUAUACAUUGCUCAAUAUUUCAAGCUA